Molecule: messenger RNA, 288 nt
Organism: Lecanosticta acicola
Lineage: Eukaryota; Fungi; Ascomycota; Dothideomycetes; Mycosphaerellales; Mycosphaerellaceae
Source: the annotation of a GenBank genome assembly
AUGGGCAAGGGGCUCUCGACGCUUCACUUCACCGCCAAGGCGGGUUUCGACGGAUGCAUACAGGAAACCAUGAGUCGGCUCGAGAAGUGGACCAAUUCAAACGCCGACCUCGGAGAGUCACCCUUGAUCGAGGCCUCUGCUGUUCUUAAGCGACUUCUGGAUCAAGAGCUGGUGGGACUGUUCUUCGAAGUUCGGAGGAGCUUUCUUGCUCCGUAUGUGGGAGACGAUCUCCAGAUUCAUCGCACUUGGCUUGCACCUGGACAGGGAGGACGGCCAAUGGCACAUUGA